AUGGCAAGCUCGUGGACGCCAAGGCGCACGUUAGUCGAGAUUGCGCGGUCGUGCCCGGCGUACCCCCACGUCCACUUCAAGCUCGGGUAUCUCUACCUCCUUUUGAAUGACGCGCACAAGGCCUUGGAAGCGUUUGGGAUGGAGGUUGCGACGCUCUUGGCGACGCCCGAGGCAACGCACGAGGUGCACGCGAAGCGGGUCGCGGCCAAGGCCUUUCUCUGGUGCGCCCAUGCAGGACGACACGAAGCGUACACGCUGCUUGGCCUGCCGGAGAAGGCGCAGAAAGAACAAGCCGCGCUCGAGGCCCACGGCGGCUCGUCGCUCGAGGCGCAUGUGGCCAUGGGCUGUCUCUUUGCCCGUCUCGGUUUGCUCCACCGCGCCGAUCGCUGUUUUGAAAAAG
Messenger RNA from Saprolegnia parasitica CBS 223.65, 400 nucleotides. RefSeq lists its product as hypothetical. The annotation marks the transcript as partial. Gene Ontology annotation, molecular function: protein binding. NCBI's taxonomy places the organism in Eukaryota, Oomycota, Saprolegniomycetes, Saprolegniales, Saprolegniaceae. The transcript has 3 exons. The record is from RefSeq and is a predicted model, not a curated record.